This is a messenger RNA of Cryptotermes secundus, 2327 nucleotides long. RefSeq names its product protein Wnt-10a (gene Wnt10). Gene Ontology annotation, biological process: cell fate commitment; neuron differentiation; multicellular organism development. NCBI's taxonomy places the organism in Eukaryota, Metazoa, Arthropoda, Insecta, Blattodea, Kalotermitidae. Gene Ontology annotation, cellular component: extracellular region. Bases 364 to 1542 code for a protein of 392 amino acids. The transcript has 4 exons. Gene Ontology annotation, molecular function: frizzled binding; cytokine activity. The record is from RefSeq and is a predicted model, not a curated record.
CCGGCUGAAUGGGACUUGUACAUGGCAGUGUAUUGUGGUGGUGACGGCGGUGCCAGUGGUGGAGGUGUCAGUGCUUUUGUGGUGGGUGUGGAGAAGAGCAAGAAGAAGAAGAGAAAGAGUGGCCACUGGAGGAAUCUCCAACAUGUCUACGUCAUCGCAAGCCAAAGAACCACCAGAUAACAGGAACAGAGGGGAGAAAUAAAUAGGACGAGAAGCAAGGAAAAGAAGGCCAAAAAAAUAACAUCCGAAACUGCUAGUAGUCGUAGUAGUAAUCGAGGUCAUCAAGAAAGGUCAAGGAACACUAAACAUCAUCAUAAUCAAGUGUGCACCGCCUCCAGUCCUUCAGGAAGGAGACCUCGCGAGAUGCUCUGGGUCAUCCUGCUUAUGGCCUCUUCUUCUCUGCUGCGCUUAGCACGGUCAGGGGUUAGCGGUGGGGAGCUGGAACACAGCUUGCUGGUCGCCACUGGUACGGUUUGCAAGACGUUCCCCGGACUCAGCAAGGAACAGCUGGAUUUGUGCCGCCGCUAUCCCGACGUCACAACUUCCGCUAUCCAGGGACUGCAACUCGCAGUGGACGAGUGCCAGUACCAGUUCCAGUGGCACCGCUGGAACUGUUCUUCGCUCAACACAAAGAGCCGCAACCCUCAUAGCAGCGUUCUGCUUCAGAGGGGUUACCGUGAAUCGGCCUUUGCCUACGCCAUCUCGUCGGCUGGGGUGGCGCACAGCGUCGCAAGAGCGUGCAGCAUGGGUAAGCUCGUCGCCUGUGGGUGCGACCCAGCGAGCUACCGGGCGGCAGGCAGGCACCGGCCGGGGUUCCGUCUGGGCAGCAAGAGCACCAGGGGUCUCAACAUGCCCCCACAACAGAGAACUAGGAGUGCUAGCAGGUGGAAGUGGGGAGGUUGCUCCCACAACCUGGACUUCGGCAUCGACUUCUCAAAAUCGUUCCUCGACUCAAGAGAAAAGGCAGGAGACAUCCAGUCUCGAAUCAACCUCCAUAACAACCAAGCAGGGAGACUUGCUGUGGCAACCAACAUGCAAGUUCGCUGCAAAUGUCACGGGAUGUCCGGAAGUUGUGAAUUAAAGACUUGUUGGAAGGCAGCGCCUGAGUUUCGAAUUGUUGGAGAGGCACUCAAAGAGAGGUUUCGAUCAGCCGUUCUGGUGGAUCAGUCCAACUUAGGGAAUGGCUCCCCCUUUCUUCUGGACGGGCUGCGUCGGCGACGUCCCCGUCCAAGACAGAGACCCAGGCCGAGGAGACGAACUCGGCUACGCCGUCCCAGAGACUUAGCACUGGACCUUCUGUACUACCAGCGUUCCCCUAACUUCUGCGAAAAAGAUCCUAAUGUGGACUUCCCGGGUACGUCCGGGCGACAGUGUAACCGCACUAGCACCGGCGUCGACGGCUGUGGCUCCCUCUGCUGCGGCCGCGGAUACAACGUCAUCAAGCAACGAAAAACCGACCGCUGCCAUUGCCGGUUCCACUGGUGCUGCUACGUCGUGUGCCAGAACUGCACGGUUGAGGAGUGGAUCACGGUUUGCAAGUAGUAGCGUGUGUGACGUCAUAUGAGUAACAAAUGUAUGUGGUUCUCUGAACGUGUUAGGAUAUCUAAAAACAAGAUUAUAUAAUUUUCAGAAUGAAUCACAGUUGCUUGCAUAAUAUUUCUGGAAAUUUAAAAAGAAAACCAGUCAUGAAUUAAUUAAUUUUCGUAAUAUAGAUAAUUCGAUGUUGUCUGAAAACAUUUCUGGAAUGUUAUAAUACUCCAGCAAGAGCGGUUGGGCGAGAUAAGUAUCAUUUCACAACACGGAGGUUUAGCUUCAGACAUGUCUCCAGUAUUUCAAUGAUUAUGGAAAGCAGCAAGCUUUAUAUCUCUUAGAGAUAUGUUUAAUUUGUAAGUGCAAACAAAAUAAGAAAUUGAAUGAUUAACAUGAAAACAAAUUAAACUUACAAAGAUACUGAUGCAGUUACUUUCCAUAUAUUUCAAUGAGAACUUGUGUUCCGAAAUAAUUCUCGUAUGCAUAUUGCCUAUAAGAGUGAUAUUGUUCUGCGCGCGCAGACUGAGAGCCAUGAAUUGGACGUUCCUGCCGUAAAUUCUGUCCACAACGCACGAACUCACUUCAUGACUGUGCCGUCCUGAAAACUCGCUGAAAGUAUGCCGUUAAGAAACCUAGAGUGCAGUGCUAAGAACGCCGAAGGCACGUCUUCAGUGCUGCACUGAUUUACCUAAAGGAGAACCAAGUUGGAGGAGGGAGAACUGUGACGGCAUUGUGACAACAUUGGAGCUAUCGCUGCAUUGUCUUCGUCUGCAGUCUCUCUGCAUAACUCAAUUGUA